AGAGAGAGAGAGAGAGGAGAGAGAGAGAGAGAGAGAGAGAGAGAGAGAGAGAGAGAGAGCCACACAGGUAUCACUGCGCACGUCUCCCCUUCCCGGACCUCAUUAGUCCCAUCCCUCUCAUCUCCAUGACGACGGUGAGACCGUCCAGACGCUGGCAUUCAACUGCGCUGACACCUGCUCUGAUUCCAUUGAUUCUGUUCACAUGCCACUUCACCUCAUGGAGAUCACCGUUGAUCCAGAUUGAUUUCUAAUGCUGCGGAGAACCCCAGGGCAUCCCAGCUGACGUGUUAAACUUGAUCAUGGAUUAUUGCUUUUCAUUAUUACCUGGUGCCAUGCAUCAUUAUAAUUCCAUAUUCUCUAAAUCAUGUUUGAAAGGUUGUCUUCUGUUCUUUUGACCCGUAGUCGCUGCUUGAUUUUAAAGGUUGUAUUCUAUUUAGUCGGUCCAUAAUCAGUUUCAUUUGUUGAGGCGGAGGUUGUAUCAUGUGUUAUGAGUCGAAACGGUUGAAUGAAUAAUUUCAGGAGUGCAUUGUGUCCCUGGAUAAUAGUGAUCCUCCUUGGUGGCGUUUUGAAGUUGCUACGCCUGUGUUGUGUUGUGGUUACUGGAGAUUAGUCACGCAUGAGAGUGCUGCUUUCAGUUCAUCUGCUGGGUGAGCGGGUUUCACACGUGCAACCAGGACCCAUAUUCCCCAUCUUAAGAUGACAUCUAAACCAGAGACGAGGCCAGCCAGCAACCACAAAACCAGUAAGCUCCUGAGCAGCACGUUUGACCUUCCGUCCCGCAAUGCACUGGCUCCGAUCCUUCCAGAAGACCGGCAGCCAGUCAGCCCCGGGGGGGCCGCCUCCCAGAGCCCUCCGGCUGAGAGGAGAGGAGCCAUGCCCAGCGAGGGGCAGCCGGCCUCCCCGUCCCAGCCGGGGAAGACCUAUCAGGUUCUGCAUGCACACAAACGGCUACCUCUACCUGAUUUUAAGGCAGAGGAAAACACUGCUGAGAGGCUAACCCUUCAGACCAAGGACGUGGAGAGCUAUCGCUCGGCCCUGGACAAGAUGGCGGAGGACAUGGUUGGUCUGAGGACGCUCGUGGUGACCCUGGAGGCGGAGAACAGCCGGCUCCUCGGCGACCUGUCGCUGCACCAGGACCUUGGCCAGCAGCUGUUGGACGACGGCGACAUCGACGUCAUGACCAAGGCUGAGAUAGCGGACCGGAUAGCCCAUCUGAAGUUCAAGCUGGCCAGUGAGAUGAGGAAGGCUGGUGAGCACCGGGACAAGGUGCAGCAGCUGCAGAACGAGAUGAUCAGGAGGAACGACCAUGAGAAGGAGCACGUGAGGCUGCAGAAGGCCUACCAGGAGCAGCAGAAGGAGGUGCAGCGCUGCCAGAGUCAUGUGGCUCGGGUGGCAAGCUUGGAGGCCACGGUGAAACAGCAGGAGAAGGUGAUUGAGAAGAUGGAAAAAGUGCUCGAUAACAGGUUGACAGAGAGGAAUAGAAAGAGUGAGGACAAAAAGCAUGUUGGGAAAAAACUGCCAGAAGUUGACGCUGGCAGAGCAGAGAUGGAGCGGGCCCUGGCAGCAGAGAACGCUGGGAUAAAGCGUGAGCUGGAGCUGCUGAAUCAGCAGAUUUAUGCCUCUCGGGUGCAGCACUCAGGACAGGCACCAAAGGUGUUUCCAAAAGAGGAGAGACUCGCUUUGAUUCACAAAUUAGAAACAUCUGAAGCAAGAAUACGAACACUGGAGACUCAGCUGGCAGAGAACUGUAAACUAUGGGGGGAGGAGAAACAGGAAAUGUUGACCAGACUCAGUGAGACCAGACAUGGAUUGGGAUGAAGCCAAUAUGACCUCAUGUAAUGUGAUAUUUUAUAAGGUGCCAAUAUUUGUGUGUGUGUGUGUGUCUGCAUGUGUGUGAGUGUGUGUGGUGUGUGUGUGUGUGUGUGUGUGUGUGUGUGUGUGUGUGUGUGUGUGUGUGUGUGUGUGUGUGUGUGUGUGUGUGUGUGUGUGUGUGUGUGUGUGUGUCUGCGUGCGUGCGUACAUGUGUGAUUGCAUUUCCAGUUGCAAGCAUGACCAAAGUAAUCAAUAACAAACCCAUAUCAAAUGGCACAGAGAACAUUUAUUUUUUUAAGAUAAAAAACGAUUUUGUAACUACUGUGUAAUGCUUUUGGAUUUGAUUAUCACAGUCAAAUGCUACUUUUAGUUACAAAUAUUCAAAAAUAAUACACAUGA
Messenger RNA from Gadus macrocephalus (Pacific cod), 2211 nucleotides. It is a transcript of the gene ccdc33, whose product is annotated as coiled-coil domain containing 33. Lineage: Eukaryota; Metazoa; Chordata; Actinopteri; Gadiformes; Gadidae. The transcript is spliced from 10 exons. The record is from RefSeq and is a predicted model, not a curated record. Bases 697 to 1818 code for a protein of 373 amino acids. Gene Ontology annotation, cellular component: peroxisome.